GUCCACGGGUACGUUUGUGUGUGCAUGGACCGGGGGGCCAAUGCGUACGUGUGUUUUCUGGUUUUCUGCUCUGGCAAGCAAAGUGUACUACACAGCACAUACGCGUGGUCAAACGAAAUCAGGUUCCCUUUCGCGCAAGGGUCUGUCGACGCUGUCGCGUGUGGUUGCCUUUUCUGUUUGCAGCAGUACGAGUUCUACUAGCACCGGAAUCUGUGACUGAACAAAAGUGAAGCAAAAAAUCGCACGAAACGUGACAAAAACCUUCCGCUGUGUAGUAGAAUUGUACUUCCAGCAGGAAAUCGUUCGAUCCGUUUUUGGCUGGAAUAGUUACGCUUUUAGGUUCAUUAAAGAAAAGACCCUUUACUAAACGCUAAACGCCACCUGAGAAACAUGGUUUGUCCUUCGGGAUAAAAUGUGAACGCGGAAUUAUUGGCCCCCCUGUUUUCCUGGUGGGGGAAAACGUAAUGAAACGAAAAAACAGUACGACGAGUGUCUGCCUGCAACUGGUUUCAUUUUCACCGAACGUGCACGUUACCCCCCCAAUUGCACAACCUUGAUAAGUGUGUGGCAAUAUUCAAGCAUGGCCAUCAUCACCUCAUCCAACAAUCGUUAAAAAUUCGGGUAAGUGUACUUUACCACUAAACCGUGUAAUAAUCCACAUUUAAUCACAAUUUUUCUAUUCUGUCACAGGACAAAACCCCCCCAGGCAGUCCGAUUUUUUGGUGCCAUUUUGCUGCUAUCCCUGGGCUGAAAAAGGGAAAACAACCGUCAGCAAAGGCACACACAUCUCGCACAAGCCACGUUUGACAAAGCAAAACGUUGCUGGUAACACUCAGUGUUCGGUCCGCAGUACCCAAAAAGAUCGUUACCGCCAGCCACAACCUUCUUCCUUUCCUCGUUUGCGUGUGGUGGAAAAUUGGUAAAAUAAUUUAUGCGCCCUCUCUGCUUCAUACGCAACCCGUUUAUAUAUUGUACAUAGAAGCAGUGCAAAAUGAAUGCAAGAAAAAAAAAGCGAUAUAAUCUUCGCAUCAUCUUAUCAUUUCCGCAAAAACCGGCCGCACCCUCUCCCGACGUCCCACGCGGAUUACGCGGCGUUAGCAUCGCAAGAAUCGAUCCACGAUCCGGUAUCACUUUUAUAUGGAAGUUACACGAAAUGCUUUUUGCUGCAUGUUAUCAGAUGUUUAGGGAUGAUAGAGACACACAAGUGCUGAGAGCAAUAAACUGCUGUGUUGUGAAUUAAAGUGCGCCUAGUGUAGUGUUGUAGUCCGCAUUCCAUUCAUGCACGAAUUCGUGACGUGAAAUAGUCACCGUGUGGCGUGGUUCAAUCGUUCAAGUUAAUAUAAAAAAAACUGUGAUGUGGUUCUGAUUGUCAUUUAAUUCUAAUAACACCGCGCGGUGAAUGUGAAUUUAAGAAAUGUUUUUUUUUGGUUUUAGAAAGCUUCUAACAUUCUUACCCGUAACGCAUCUGUCAACAACAAACGUGUGUUUCGCGUUACCCAUUUUUGGCAGUGUUCGUGAUACCACUGUGCAGGUUCCAAAAGCGAGCGCGAUGUCUUACCAGCAGGUGAAAAACGUUCAGUCGACAAUCGUGAAACCAAAUCCUGCACCACCGGGUUUACCGAUCACCAACACAACCGUAUUAAUGCCACCGACCGGCGGCGCGUCCAGCACGAUUAAUGAUUUGAAGUUUUUUGCUGGCACAACACCGACAACAGCGACGUCCGGCGGUUUGAGGAUGUAUCGUCCAAUUGCACCGAAACCGGCAGGAACUGCUGGAUCAUCGAUACUGCUAUCGCCAACCGUCACUAUUAGUCCAACGGCUGCUGCAAUGGUUACGGACGGUGGAAUGAAUGCUGCGAGCGGAGGAAUCAUUUCGAACGGCGUUGUACCGUCGUCAAUGGUGAUGCAAACGGUUUUACCAUCGCAUUUGCAACCGACCAACCACCAACAGCUGGAACAACCACAACAGUCACAGCCACUGUACGCUGGUGCGUCCAAACUCGUGCUACCGUUCGGUACGACUAUCAAGGUAACGCCACCGGGGAUGCUUAAUCAGCAGCCACCACUAGCAGCGCAGUCCAAUGUCAACCCACAGCUACUCCAUCAGCCACUCGUGCAUACACCGACCGUACCGGUACUGCAGUCGCUCGGUACGAUUUCCAUCCCAAAACCACCACACCAACAGCAUCCGCAGAAGUUGGUAUUAAACGCAAGGCUUCCAAUCGCUGCUACGUCAGCAGGCACGAUCGUUCCGACGAAUAUACCUCCGUUGUAUGUGCCCCCGAAUAAGGCAACACUUGUGGCAACCGUUGCCAGCAAGCUUGAUGGUGAAACACGCCGGAUAAUGGUUACGACGGGACCGGUCACCAACAACAGCAUCAUCAAGCGCCGUGUAUCGUUGGCACCCGCCACUACGGUGGAACAGCAGGAGCUAAGGAAACCUAUUAAAGCAUUUCCAAUCCCUGUGCUGAGUCCGUUUAAAGCACAAAAUAUCGUACAGCAACAGCAGCAGCAGCAUUUGGAGCAGAAUAUCAUUUCGGAGCAAAACAAAGAUCCGGUGCCGGUUCCACUUCCUUCAAAUGCUCCUCACUUUGUCGAACAGUGUGGCCAAAGGGCAAAUGUGAAUUUAUCGCUCGAGUUAGAAAAUGAACCAGCAGCUGCUGUUGCUCCCGGUACCGAUGACGACGAGUUGUCGAACGAUGAUGGUCCCAUGCUGGUGAUGGAUCUUGGUGAAACUAAUGCGCCGGAGGUGAAACAGGGCGAGAAAAAUAUGCCAUUCGGCGCGGGCAUGAAACGGGCGGCCAUUAUUGCACAAGCAAACGGGGAAAAUUUGGUAGAAGUUGAUAAUGAUCAUGACCUAAAUGAUCGUGCACCGCUGGAUGAGCAAUCGAAUUUCUCCAACUUUGAAGGUUUACUAUCGGAAAGGAAUGUUUCUUCCCAACCGGAAGUAAGUAAAACACCGGAAAAGGCACCACAGGAACCUGGUGCAACCGGUUCUACCAGUACGAAUGUAAGCCCCCGUUUACAGAAGCGUUCCUCUUCCGAACAUCAACCGUCGAAGGUAAAACUGUGCUUUUCUGCCAUUCCGCAGAAAAAUCCAAAUCGUCGCCGUUUUUCGGAGUUUGCUUUGGUACGACAACCACCGACCGGUGUUACUAUUCCGUUCACAAACGAACAUUACUAUAUACCGCUCGUUGCCAAUCCACGCAAGAUGGAUCCAAUUUCGCUGCUAAUGAAAAAUGAAUCCAACAUUAAAUCCGCUGUUGCUGUGGAGCAAAAUAAAUCGGAACAUUUAGUACCGCCAGCGCCACAACCAUCUUCAUCAUCAUCAUCAGCACAGAACGUUUCGUUGCUGUGCAAUGAAACGAUUGAUGUACCGAAACAGAUUGAAGAAAUGCUAACGAAACGGCCCCUUGUUCCGAAGCAAAUCAAAACGGUGAACGAGGGUGGAAAUGAGCUGUUCCAGGAAUUAGUCUCCUUAGAGGAAAUUAGCCGCGCAAAAAAGCAACGUUUGGCAAAGGAAAAUAGUGUUGAGCGUAGUACCAACAGUCGAUCGACAUCGAUGUCCUCCGACAGUAAUGUGCCGGCGGGUAAGCACGCACCAAACACUCCGCUAUCGGAAUCGAUUAAGAAAAGUACAUCGGGAUCGCGCGGUAGUGGUAAAAAGUCGUCUGCAGCAUCGAAUCAAAUCACACCAUCCGAAUCUUCGGCAAGUCUUCUCGAUGAGGGAGGCGUCGUAUACGAUACGUCGACCGUUGCCGAUCAUCUGCGCUGGUACGAUGGUAUCGGGUACCUUAGCGAAAGCAAGAUGCAUUUCGAAUUCAACAAGUUUGGCAUUGUGCAACCACUUUCCGACGAAGCGUACGAUCGCCAUUGCCAAACGGACGUGUAUCGUGAUAUGCAGCUGAGGAUUAGCGAACGGCCGCUACGGACGAACGAAAGGAACGCUCGCGAGGCGCAUGAUUUGUACAAGUGUGAGGUAUGCCAGAAAAGUGGCUGUGCGGCUGAAUUUGUAACACCGGAUUACUGUAGCAUCAGCUGUGUGCAGGCCAGCAGCAAACACGUUUUGCGCGAUUACAUCCUAAAUUCUACGCACGCCCUGCAACAGGCGAAUGGUUUGCUGAAGGAAAACCAUUGCUUUGGUGGAUCGGUGAAUCGAAAAGUUCCUGUCAAGGCAGGACAGAAGCAGAAGAAUCAGCGGCCCAAAAAGAAGCAACAAACGGUGAAGCAAAACGUGAAGAAAGCUACACCAUCCUCACUAACGACGGCCUCUUCCACUAGUGAUGAAGAUUCGAUGAGCUCUCUGAGCCUUAAUUCUAGUGCCUUCCUGAAACGGCAGGCUUUGCGAGAAUUGAUGCCGGCAUCGCUCGACGACAGUCCACCUCCUGCGUCUGCGGCACGAUCUUCCGGUGCUGCUGCCGGUGCCACUGCAUCCCCUGCCAUCGAUGGCGGUGAGGAAACAGAGUUCAACUGGAACCGUUAUCUGAAAGUAAUGAACGCCGAAGCGGCUCCGAUCCAUCUGUUUGGUCCCAAUCCAUUCCCAUCGCUUGACACUGGGUCUAGCGCGAACAGGUUCCGCAUCGGUAUGAAGAUGGAAGCGAUUGAUCCGGAGAAUAAUUCCCUAUUUUGUGUCUGCACGGUGGCUGAGGUUCGUGGCUAUCGUUUGAAGUUACACUUCGAUGGCUAUCCGAACGAUUACGACUUCUGGGUGAACGCCAAUUCCAUAGACAUCUUUCCACCCGGUUGGUGUCAGAAGACAAACCGUGUGCUGCAACCACCGGCCAGCUAUAUAGGGCAACCGUUCGAUUGGGAAAGUUACCUGCAGGAAACGAACGGUCUCGUGCCAGAGAAUGACAUGUUUGUUCAUCUGAAUCGUAAGAGCGAUCGAAACAAGUUCGAAAUAGGGAUGGCAAUAGAGGCGGAUGAUUUGAAAAAGUCGGGUAAAGUGUGUGUCGCUACGGUGGCGGACAAAAUGGGCGAUCGUAUACUGAUACACUUUGACGGUUGGGACAACCGGUACGACUAUUGGGUGAGCAUUCACUCCAACUACAUUCAUCCGGUUAACUGGCACAGGGAGAACAAUGAUAAAAUUACUCCACCACCUGAUUGGAACAAACCGUUCGAUUGGGAAAAGUACAUCCGUUACAAGUCACGGAACAAUCUGGGGCCGAACAGUAAGGCGGAAAAGCCCUUGUUUAAGAUACGCCCACCGAUCUACUUCAAGCUGGGCCAACGGCUCGAGGUGGUAGACAGGAAGCAGAAAAAGUUGAUUCGUCCUGCCAAGGUCGUUGCAAUCGAUGGUUACGAAGUGAGCCUUUGCUUUGAAGGUUGGCCACGGGAGUACGCUUUCUGGAUUGAGGACGACAGUCCGGAUUUGCAUCCGAUUAACUGGUGUGCCCGUACGAAGCAUCCACUGGAACCGCCUCCAAAUUGUCUACUGUCCACCGGUACGUUUGACGGUACGUGCGAGCUUAAGUUCUGCCUGAGCAGAGGCAAUAGCAAGUUUUCGCAGAAAAAGUUCCACGACCGAUCGUCCGAAUGUCCGUACAGACGAACGAACUGGAUGAGCGAAGAUCGUAAACCGCUCCGUGUAAGCCAUGACCAAGUGCAAACACAUAACAUAGAGAAACCUGGUGGAAAUUCGCAAAAUAUGAAACAAAUUAACGCCAGAAAUAUGCUUGACGUAAAGGCACCUCGGAAGAGUAUGGCUGUAACUGCGCCUAAUGCAAGCAAAGCAUCGACAGCAAGAAGAAGGGCCAGCGUUACUUCCGUUACGCCUUCCCCCGUACCGACAAAGCGCAUUAAGCAAGAGGUGGAAGAACCGCCUAGUACUGCUACCUCGACAUCAACACCAACACCACCACCGUCCCGCGAUCCUUCCAAGGAGCGUAUAGUGCGGGUCAAGGAGACAGAAGAUAUGGCGACGGCCGCCAGUAAUCAUUCGACUCGCGCUACGAACGCGAACGAAUCCAUCCGUCUGGCACGUCCCGUCAUUGAGGAGUACGGUCCACGGUUGAUGCAUUCGUACGAAAUCUGGCAGCGGCAUUCCCGCUAUCUGGACGAAUGCACCGAACAGACGGGUGUGUUGCGCAAAAAUCCCUUACACUGGACCACGGAUGAGAUGGCACGCUACAUAGAGCAGCUGCCCGGUUGUGCUGAGUAUGCGAGCAAAAUCCGGCACGAGGAAAUCACUGGCCGAUCGUUUCUUAGCUUUACACAGUCCGAUCUAAUAGAUUAUCUCGGCGUAAAGAUAGGACCGGCCAUUAAAAUCUACAACCGUAUCAUACGCUUGCGCCAACUCGUUACUACUAAGUUCAUUCAGUUGUAGAUCGUAACCAACUGUCUGUCUCUCUCUCUCUCACUGGCUUUACUCAUAAGUAAGUUUGUGUGAUAACAUUUUGCUAAUUUUGUAUUGUUUCUUUUCUUUAUCAUUUAUUAGAUAUGUUAGAAUUUAACGAAAUCAAGCAACAAAAAAAGAGGGCCAAUAUAUUCUCUCCCGUUACAGUUUCUUGCACGCGAAGGUGAAGUGCAUUUGCAAUAAGGUAGGAAGAAUUUAGCUAUCAAUAGUUUGUGUUUUUUUUUUGCUAAUUUAGUUCACUUUUUUUCAACACUUCUUUGCGUAUAAGAAUUGCAUUAUAUUAACCAUAUCGCUUAUUCGUCUGUUAAAAUUACCCCGUUAGUAAUUAUCAUGAAAGUGUGUAAGAAUUUAUCAUUCUUGUUGGAGACGAUGCUGUACAUAUUGAUUACCGAGUCUGUGUCCAAACUCUAAAUUUACCAUUAUUGCGGUAGACUAUGUACAGACGUGUUCUUGUGUACAUAUCGUAACCGUGGACAACCUUGGCCGUCACACUACGGACGCAGGUUAUGCUAGAAUCUGUGAAAUCUUUAUCACCGAUAUGCUGAAACAAAAAUAGUGAGAGAAUUCAAGUCGAUUUUAAUUUAAUCCAAAAACCAAUUACGCUAUUAUGUAUGUAUUAGUUGCAACUAGAGUUAAGUGCUGAAAUUGUAGUACAUAAAAGAUGAGUUAUCAAAAAUAAAUUACUUUACGCUAUAGAUUUAAACAAUA
Molecule: messenger RNA, 7066 nt
Organism: Anopheles funestus (African malaria mosquito)
Lineage: Eukaryota; Metazoa; Arthropoda; Insecta; Diptera; Culicidae
Gene: l(3)mbt
Product: lethal(3)malignant brain tumor-like protein 3
Exons: 6
Coding region: 1415-6328 (1637 amino acids)
Biological process (GO): regulation of DNA-templated transcription
Cellular component (GO): nucleus
Molecular function (GO): protein binding; zinc ion binding
Source: RefSeq, a predicted model, not a curated record